AUGUCUGAUCAGAACCAAGGUAACUCUAACAAUUACCAGAACUACUAUCAGAACUAUAACCCUCAACAGCAGGGGUUCCAGCCUCAGCAAGGGUUUCAACCCCAGCAGGGCUUCCAACAGUACCAACAACCUCAGCAGCAGUCUCAACAGAACUACCAACAGUACCAACAGUACCAACAGUACCAACAGUACCAGCAGCCACAACAGAGUUUCCAAGGGUACAACCAGCAGCAAGGGUAUCAACAGUACAACCAACAGCAGGGGUACCAAGGUUACAAUCUACAGCAGAAUGCCAACCAAGGUGGUUACAACCAGCGUGGCGGUUACAAGGGUAACUACAACAACAACUCUAUUAACCAAGGUGGGUACCAGCAGUACCAGAAGCCUCAGCAGGGUCAAGGUAUGUCUCUAGACGACUUCAAGAAGCAGCAAACGCAGCAAGCGGCGCCUAAACCUAAGAAAACUUUGAAGUUGGUGUCCAGUUCCGGGAUUAAACUGGCCAAUGCUACAAAGCCAGCUGAGGUGAAGGAUGUGCCUGCCGAGAAGACAGAAACCAAGGGUUCGGAAGCUGCUACCGAAAAAACCAAGGAAAGCACUCCUGCCGCUGAAUUGCCAAACGUUGAUGGCCUGAAGAUUUCUGAGUCCAAGAAGGAAGCGUUGCCAAGCCCUGCCCCAGAAAGCUCUAAACCUAAAUCUAAUGCUGACGCUGCAGGAUCUGACUCCUUGGUGAAGGAGCAAGAGGAAGACGUCGAUGAGGAGGUCAUCAGGGAUAUGUUUGGUGGGAAGGACCACGUUUCUUUGAUCUUCAUGGGUCACGUCGAUGCAGGUAAGUCUACUAUGGGUGGUAACCUGCUGUACUUGACUGGUUCUGUCGAUAAGAGAACCAUCGAGAAGUACGAGAGAGAAGCCAAGGAUGCAGGUAGACAAGGUUGGUAUCUGUCGUGGGUCAUGGACACAAACAAGGAGGAGAGAAACGAUGGUAAGACCAUUGAGGUUGGUAAGGCUUACUUUGAGACUGAAAAGAGACGUUACACUAUCCUGGACGCACCAGGUCACAAAAUGUACGUCUCUGAAAUGAUUGGUGGUGCCUCUCAAGCUGACGUCGGUGUCUUGGUCAUCUCUGCGAGAAAGGGUGAGUACGAAACCGGUUUUGAAAAGGGUGGUCAAACGAGAGAGCAUGCUUUGCUGGCCAAGACUCAGGGUGUGAACAAGAUGAUCGUUGUCAUUAAUAAGAUGGAUGACCCAACAGUGGGCUGGUCCGAAGAGCGUUACAACCAGUGUGUCGGCAACUUGACCAACUUCUUGAAGGCCGUCGGCUAUAACGUCAAGGAGGACGUCAUAUUCAUGCCUGUUUCCGGGUACAGUGGGGCGAAUCUGAAGGAUCGCGUUGAUCCAAAGGAAUGUCCAUGGUACAGUGGACCAUCUCUGUUGGAGUACUUGGACAACAUGAACCACAUGGACCGUCGUGUAAACGCUCCAUUCAUGCUUCCAGUUGCUGCAAAGAUGAAAGACCUGGGUACUAUUGUCGAGGGUAAGAUCGAAUCUGGGCACAUAAAGAAGGGUCAAUCUACACUGCUGAUGCCAAACAAGAUUCACGUUGAAAUUCAAAACAUCUAUAACGAAACAGAGAAUGAAGUGGACAUGGCCAUUUGUGGUGAACAGGUCAAGUUGAAGAUCAAGGGCGUUGAGGAGGAAGAUGUCACCCCUGGGUUUGUGUUGACCUCGCCAAAGAACCCGAUCAAGAGUGCCACAAAGUUUGUUGCCCAGAUUGCCAUUGUCGAGCUAAAGUCGAUCAUGUCUGCUGGUUUCUCUUGUGUCAUGCAUGUCCACACUGCCAUCGAAGAAGUUACCGUGACCCAAUUGCUACAUAAACUGGAGAAGGGUACCAACCGUAAGUCGAGGAAACCUCCUGCCUUUGCCAAGAAGGGUAUGAAGAUCAUUGCUGUUUUGGAGACGGAGGCCCCAGUGUGUGUUGAGACUUACCAGGACUACCCUCAACUUGGGAGAUUCACUCUAAGAGACCAAGGUACCACUAUUGCCAUUGGUAAGAUCAUCAAGGUGGCGAACUAA
This is a messenger RNA of Huiozyma naganishii CBS 8797, 2070 nucleotides long. RefSeq names its product translation termination factor GTPase eRF3 (gene SUP35). The record is from RefSeq and is a predicted model, not a curated record. NCBI's taxonomy places the organism in Eukaryota, Fungi, Ascomycota, Saccharomycetes, Saccharomycetales, Saccharomycetaceae. Bases 1 to 2070 code for a protein of 689 amino acids. Gene Ontology annotation, molecular function: GTP binding; translation release factor activity; GTPase activity. Gene Ontology annotation, biological process: translational termination; translation; nuclear-transcribed mRNA catabolic process, deadenylation-dependent decay. The transcript has a single exon. Gene Ontology annotation, cellular component: translation release factor complex.